AUGGUUUGGUUUAAAGAAAAAGAAGCAGCGAAGGACAAUGAGGUGUGCAAGAAGUUGAAUGGAAUGAGUGAAGAGUGAAGUGAAGGGAAAGUGGGGGAGUUCAUAAAAGUCCAAAAUCACUGUGAAGGUUUGAACGGGAGGCGGUGCGGUGCCAUUCUCUUCUACAGAGAAUGGAGGUCCAGUCACGUGGUGUUUUGGUAAUACAUUAUUGAAUGGUUCGGUUCCACUUUGGUUGGCUUUACUCAAAAUUUCAUCUUUUUUUCUUUUUCUUCUCUUCUCACCAAACAACUUCAAUUCCUUGUUCAUUCACUGAUUACCUCAAUACCCAACACAACCCAGAUCUUCUCUCUUCUUCCUGUCUUUCUGUCUCCUUUUUCCUUUCCUCCACCUGCUCUGGAACUGGAGGAUUAUUCUAUCUAACUCCAUUCUGCUGCUUCUUUGAUGGCUCAUUGAGGAUUUUACUUUUCAGCUUCUUUCUUCUGUUUAUGGGCAUGGAAUUGAAGAAGGAAAAGCUUGUUAGGUUUUAUUCUGAUCACAAAAAACAUAAGAAAUCCGCCAUUGGAAGCAGCAAUGAAGCAGUGCAACUUGAGAAGUCACCGUCGAAAUACUAUAUUCCCUCGUCAACGUCAACAUUCUUAAUACCUGAGAAUGGACUAGGAGGAGGCAAAAGUAAAUUGACCGAAACUUUUAAAACGGAGAAGUCUAAGGUGUUUCCAGAGGACCAUGAACCAUGGAGCAAAAGAAUACUAGACCCUGGUAGCAAAAUUGUUUUGAAAUGGAACCGGGUGUUCAUUUGCUCGUGCUUACUGGCUCUCUUUGUUGACCCACUAUAUCUUUAUUUGCCUGCUUUGAAUGGGAAUGGAGUAUCCCAAUGUGUAAGGACAGACUGGAAAUUGCGAAUUGUUGUGACCUGUUUCCGAACAGUUGCAGAUUUUUUCUACCUUUUGCACAUGAUUAUAAAGUUCAGAACAGCUUAUGUUGCUCCUAGCUCUCGUGUUUUUGGGAGAGGUGAGCUUGUGAUGGAUCCAAAGAUGAUAGCAAAGAGGUAUAUUAGAUCUGAUUUUUUUGUCGAUCUAAUUGCCACCCUGCCUCUCCCUCAGUUUGUCAUCUGGUUCAUCAUACCUGCAACAAGAAGUCGUCUAACCGAUCAUAAAAACAAUGCACUUGCGCUUAUUGUUCUUCUUCAAUAUAUUCCAAGAUUGUAUUUGAUUUUCCCACUAAGUUCAGAAAUCAUCAAAGCAAAUGGUGUUGUUACAAAAACAGCAUGGGCAGGAGCUGCUUAUAAUCUUCUACUUUAUAUGUUGGCCAGCCAUGUUCUAGGUGCUACAUGGUAUUUGCUGUCAGUUGAUAGAUAUACUUCGUGCUGGAAGUCAUUUUGUAUGAAGAAGGAAUAUAAUCCUCUAGAGUGCAAUCUAACAUUUUUUGAUUGCGAUACAUUUAACAGUAAUGAUCGCAAAACAUGGGCAAACAGUACACUUGUUUUUGGAAAAUGUGGCACUGAUGGAGGAGACUUCAAGUAUGGCAUUUUUGAGAAUGCAAUGUCGAAGAAUGUUGUCUCUUCAAACUUUAUUGAAAAGUACUUCUAUUGUUUGUGGUGGGGCUUGCAAAACCUGAGUUCAUAUGGACAAAACUUGGAAACAACGACAUUCAUUGGUGAGACAUUGUUUGCUGUGCUCAUUGCCAUCUUAGGCCUUGUAUUAUUUGCCCAUCUGAUUGGGAAUAUGCAGACGUAUCUGCAAUCCCUUACUGUGAGGCUUGAAGAAUGGAGACUAAAGCGAAGAGACACUGAAGAGUGGAUGAGACAUCGUCAACUCCCUGAAGACUUGAAACGACGAGUUCGACGUUUUGUACAAUAUAAGUGGGUGGCAACCAGAGGAGUUGAUGAAGAAACCAUCUUGCAGAGCUUGCCUGCUGAUCUUCGACGUGAUAUUCAGUGCCACCUAUGUCUAGAUCUUGUCCGACGAGUUCCUUUCUUCGCACAGAUGGAUGAUCAGCUACUUGAUGCAAUAUGUGAACGCCUGGUCUCCUCCUUGAGCACUGAAGGUACUUAUAUUGUACGGGAGGGUGACCCGGUAACAGAGAUGCUGUUCAUUAUUCGAGGCAGAUUGGAGAGUUCUACCACAAAUGGAGGCCGCUCUGGUUUCUUUAACUCCAUAACAUUACGUCCCGGGGACUUCUGUGGGGAGGAACUACUUUCUUGGGCCUUGCAUCCAAAAUCCACCACCAACUUGCCCUCCUCAACUAGAACAGUGAAGGCACUCAAUGAAGUUGAAGCUUUUGCACUCCGUGCAGAAGAUCUUAAAUUUGUGGCCAACCAAUUUAGACGUCUGCAUAGUAAAAAAUUGCAGCACACAUUCCGCUUCUACUCUCAUCAUUGGAGAACAUGGGCAGCUUGCUUUAUUCAGGCUGCUUGGCGUCGCCAUAAGAAAAGGAUGAUGGCAAAAGACCUCUUAAUGAAGGAAUCAUUUACAUUACCAGAACAAGUGGCUGAUGAAACUACCCAAGGAGAGGAACAAUUCUCUGUUGUUUCAAAUCCUUCUCAGUCUAAAAUGUAUCUGGAUGUAACCUUGCUGGCUUCAAGGUUUGCUGCAAACACAAGGAGAGGCGCCCAGAGAAUGAAAGAUGACUUGCCAAAAUUACAAAAGCCCGAUGAACCCGACUUUUCCAUUGAGCCAGAUAGAUAACAGUUUCCAGUAGUCUCAAACAUGUCUCUGAGAAGGGUGAAAUCCAUUUCAGAUGAGCAUCCUUUUUUCUGUCAUCUGGUAUUUCAGAUCUUACAGGGGCCGACUGCCGUUUUUCCUCUUGAUGUAUAGCUUAUCAAUUACUUGCUUUCAUCCAACCAUUAUAAGAGCCAGGGGUUUAAUGUCGCAAACUCUGUGUUACUGUGUAACCAGUAAGUUGGUCUUGUGUUCAACUCUUAUAGACAGUAACAGAAUUAGUUGGAUGGUUAAUCGUGUUGCUGCCAACAUAGCUGCAAAUUAUACUUCACCAGACAGUACACAGUUUCUCAGUUAAAUUUUGAUUGAAUGCAAUAUCUUGAUUUUUCACUAGACGGUGCUGAAAUAGAGCUAUGCUGGUAUGGGGCUGCUGCUGAGCAAGGAAGCUUCUGUUUAUAUUUUAUGAUUAGAGACAAAUUCUGUACCUUUUUAGUCAUUUUUUCUUUGCUCUAGAAUUUUCUGACUUAUCCAUUGCCCUUAAUUUUGAUGUCCAACAAAGUAUCUAGCUGAAAAUGCACAUAUACGUAGCAAGAGUGCUUUGGAUUUCAGAAUUUGUAAAAGUAAGCCAGUUUGGUCACUCCUGUUUCGAACUGACCUUGCAAAUUUAUCAUCCAGUUUAGUUUAUUGAUGUACGAACAGUAAUAGAAGUAUUAUAGUUUUCAUGUCGAACCCAA
Molecule: messenger RNA, 3391 nt
Organism: Cucumis sativus (cucumber)
Lineage: Eukaryota; Viridiplantae; Streptophyta; Magnoliopsida; Cucurbitales; Cucurbitaceae
Product: cyclic nucleotide-gated ion channel 17
Exons: 7
Coding region: 213-2684 (823 amino acids)
Biological process (GO): potassium ion transport; transmembrane transport
Cellular component (GO): membrane
Molecular function (GO): voltage-gated potassium channel activity
Source: RefSeq, a predicted model, not a curated record